Molecule: messenger RNA, 1914 nt
Organism: Anopheles coustani
Lineage: Eukaryota; Metazoa; Arthropoda; Insecta; Diptera; Culicidae
Product: sodium-coupled monocarboxylate transporter 1-like
Exons: 6
Coding region: 1-1914 (637 amino acids)
Biological process (GO): sodium ion transport; transmembrane transport
Cellular component (GO): membrane
Molecular function (GO): symporter activity
Source: RefSeq, a predicted model, not a curated record
AUGUCGAGUGAUUGGUUGGUGGAUACAAGUGAAGAUGAUUACUCGAGUGACGAUACAGAUCUUCACAAUGCGGAAAACUAUUCCGAACAGACGAUCGAUUCGAUCCAGCGGUCGUUGCAGCGCUUCGACUGGCCGGAUUAUGUGGUGUUUGUAGUGAUGCUGAUGAUCUGCAUCGUGAUCGGAAUCUUCUUCGGAUAUAAAGACCACCGGAAGCACAAAAGCAAGCAGGCGCGCAGGGAUUCGGAGGCACUGGAUUACCUGGUCGGCGGCAGGAAGAUGCAGAUCUUUCCCGUGUCCGUGUCAUUGGUAGCGAGUUGGAUCUCCGGGAUCUCGCUCCUAGGAACUUCUACCGAGAUCUACGUAUAUGGGACGCAGUACUGCUACAUUGUAGUAGCGGUACUAUUGAUGGGCUUUGUGCUACAUUACAUAUUUCUUCCAGUUUUCCACGAUUUGCAGAUUACGUCGGCCUAUGAGUAUCUACAGCGUAGAUUCGAUCAUCGUAUGAGGCUAUUUGGAUCAAUUCUUUACACUGUUGCUUGUCUACUGUGGAUGCCAAUUGUUAUCUAUGUACCAGCUUUAGCAUUCAAUCAAGUGACCGGACUCAGCAUUCAUAUAGUAACACCGAUCGUAUGCAUCGUCUGCGUAUUUUACACCAGUAUAGGUGGACUUAAGGCAGUUGUUUGGACGGACGUCAUUCAAUCAGGUGUUACCUUGCUCGCCCUACUGGCUGUUUUGGUCAAAGGAACGUUUGAUGUUGGAGGACCGAGAGAAGUUCUCGAGCGAAACAUUGCAGGCGAUCGUCUCGAGGCACCGAACUUCGACCCCGACCCAACACUGCGUCACUCGUUCUGGAUUAUAUUGGUCGGUGCCCCGAUAUGGUUUUGCUACGGUGUAUCCUGUAGCCAGGACAUGAUCCAACGUUUCCUGGCUCUCCCAACGCUUCGGGAUGCUCGUAAGGCCCUGAAAGGUUUCAUCGUCGGUUGGAUUAUCGUAAACGUAUUAUUUUUCCUCAUUGGAAUGCUGGUGUACGCCACGUACUACCGGUGCGAUCCUCUCACGACCCAAUUGGCAAAAGCCAAGGAUCAACUGUUGCCUCUGUUUGUAAUGGAAACCUUCGCCGAUUAUCCCGGUAUGACGGGAGUUUUCGUGGCUGGAAUCUUCAGUGCUGCCCUCAGUUCGCUUUCGUCCGCGUUGAACGCCCUGUCGGCCAUCACACUCGAGGAUUUCUGCAAGCCGUACUGCAAGAAGCCAUUGACUGAGAAACAGAUCCAUUACAUCAUGCGAGGAUCAGUGCUGGUGUACGGUGCUCUAUCGGUGGUACUGUCCAUAGCGGUCGAACAUAUGGGCACGGUGAUGCAGCUUACGAUGACUCUGAGUUCAGCGUCCGGGGCUCCUCUGUUUGGACUGUUCGUAAUGGGUGUUCUAAUGCCGUGGGUAAACGGAACAGGUGCUUUGUACGGCGGCUCGACAGGACUCCUCGUGAUGCUGUACAUGUGCUACAAGGCACAAUAUUCUAUUGCUACAGGUAGUAGAACAUUCGAUACGAAACCAACGUCGGUGGAAGACUGCCCCUACGAAUUCUCGUACAACAGCACUGUAGAUAUCCCGCUCGAGACAGAUGAAACGAUCGAGCAAGUAGAAAAAACGAUCUAUCACAUGUCGUACAUGUAUUUCACCCUCUUCGGAUCGGUGGUAACAUGCCUAACUGGAACGGUGAUAAGCUUGCUGACGAAGCUACGCACCGGAGGCGAUCGACAGGAACCGAUCGAUCCGAUGCUGUUGGCACCGUGCAUUCGUAAAAAGCUGCCAAGUGGAAUGCCAAUGACAUUCCUAGCGGUGCCAACCGAUAGCAAACAGGCAGAAAUGGUGGAAGCUACGAUUAAGCACCAGCUUGUGGAGACUAAUAACGAAUAG